AUGCUUGCAGAGCCCGCUAAGAACGGUGAAGUGAAGGGGAGCCCGGAGUUGGUGAAGAAUAAGUGUGCCAUCACCAUUAGCUUAAGCCCUGUCCUCAGCACGCCAGGUUUCUCCCUGUCCUUUCCUCCUCAUUUUCCUUUAUCCUUCAGCUUUCCAUCUCCUUUCCGAAAAUUUGAAAAGAUUUCUUUGCGAAUAAUAAGGACGUCAGUGCCCAGCUCUGGAAAAAGUCCUGUUUUCUCCAAUUUAUGCUGCUUCAUUGUUAAGCAUGGAGUUUAUAUGAGAUCUGAUAAUCGACAACCCUCGCCUCAACGUCUCCCCAUUCGAUCCGCAGCAGUCGGACAUGGCAUGGGAAAGGCUGGCUGUUACCUCAGAACUAAUUAG
Messenger RNA from Nezara viridula (southern green stink bug), 381 nucleotides. The record is from the annotation of a GenBank genome assembly. Lineage: Eukaryota; Metazoa; Arthropoda; Insecta; Hemiptera; Pentatomidae.